Molecule: messenger RNA, 4443 nt
Organism: Aureobasidium subglaciale EXF-2481
Lineage: Eukaryota; Fungi; Ascomycota; Dothideomycetes; Dothideales; Saccotheciaceae
Exons: 2
Coding region: 1-4443 (1480 amino acids)
Biological process (GO): transmembrane transport
Cellular component (GO): membrane
Molecular function (GO): ABC-type transporter activity; ATP hydrolysis activity; ATP binding
Source: RefSeq, a predicted model, not a curated record
AUGUCCGCCCCAGUACCAGACACAGUCUGGACAUCGGGCGACGCCAACAACCCGCCUCCGGCUGCCGACCUUGCUCAACACAACUCCGUGGCAACUGAGCCAUUAGAAAGAGUCGGAACAGAGAGAGAACUGAACGAGGAGAAGGUCCUGGAUCGAGAAUACAGUGACUGGACAUCUUCUUCGAACGAAACACCGGACGACAAGAGCCAGAGGAGCAUAGAGGAGGAGAAGCAGACAUGGGGUGAAAAGAUAAAUCCGCUCAAGCGAAAACACAAGCCCCCGAUACCAGCCCAGCAAGGAGAAUCGCGAGAAUACAAGGCCAAUUUCUUCAGUCAUCUCACCUUUCAAUGGAUGGCACCGAUCAUGAGUGUCGGUUACCAACGACCACUUGAGCUCACAGAUCUGUGGAAGGUCAAUCCUGACCGCAGUGUAGAUGUCUUGUCUGCAAGGCUCAAAGCAGCUUUCAAGAAGAGAGUCGACAAUGGAACAGAGAACCCUCUCAAGUGGGCGCUAUACGACACAUUCAAAAGCGAGUUCCUACUAGGAGGUCUUUGUGAACUCAUCGCAGCCGUUGUUCAAGUCUUGGCUCCUUUCGUCCUCCGUUAUUUGAUCAACUUCUCCACCGAUGUCUGGAUUGCCGAAAAAACUGGAACACCUAGGCCUAGUAUUGGUCAUGGUGUCGGUCUUGUUAUUGGAGUGACCGCUCUGCAAGUCAUACAAAGUAUUUGCACAAAUCAUUUCCUAUAUCGAGGUAUGACAGUCGGUGGACAAGCUCGAGCAGUCACGAUCGCUGUGAUCUUCGAGAAGGCCAUGAAGCUCUCUGGAAGAGCGAGAGCUGGAGGCAAGUCGAAUACUGAGCCCGUUGGUCUCCCCCCAGGUAUAACUCCUGGUAGUAAGGAGGAGAAGAAAUGGCUCAAGGCAAAACUCAAGAGAGAAAAGUCAAGCCCAAAAGACAACAAGGGUAUAUCGGGCAGUGGAGAAGGCUGGUCUAACGGCAGAAUCGUCAAUUUGAUGUCAACUGAUACCUAUCGUAUCGACCAGGCAUCGGGCAUGUUCCACAUGAUCUGGGCCUCGCCAAUUUCUAUCAUCUUGACUCUGGUACUGCUUCUCAUCAACAUCAACUACAGUGCUCUGGCUGGUUUCGCACUUCUCAUCGUGGCUAUGCCUUUGCUAGGAAGAUCAAUCAAGAGCUUGUUCGUCCGCAGAAAGGCCAUCAACAAAGUUACCGACCAGAGAGUUGGACUGACUCAAGAGAUUCUCGCUGGAGUACGAUUCGUAAAAUACUUUGGCUGGGAAAGCAGUUUCCUCGAUCGUCUGAAGGAGAUUCGACGAAGAGAGAUCGGCAAGAUCCAGUUUCUGCUGAACAUCCGCAACGGCAUCAUGGCCGUCUCUAUGUCUAUGCCUGUGUUCGCCUCUAUGCUGGCCUUUAUUACAUACAGUCUCACGGACCACGGCCUUCAGGCUGGAAAGAUCUUCUCAUCUCUAGCGUUGUUCAACGGUCUCAGACUGCCACUCAACUUGUUGCCACUCGUAAUCGGUCAGACUGUGGAUGCUUCCGCUUCUAUUCGUAGGAUCGAAGACUUCUUGCUGGCUGAAGAGGCACUGGACGAAGCCGCAUGGGACUACGAAGGCAAGGAUGCCAUCGUCAUGAAGAACGCAGACUUCACCUGGGAGCGAACCCCAACACAGGAGGCGGAGAAGGCAACAGUCGGAGCCGCUGGCUCUAAAGAAGCCAAGGCUGCCAGAAAGGCCGACAAGAAGGCCGACAAGGCAGCCGACAAGCAGUCAAAGAAGGAUGCGAAGAAGGCCGCCAAAGAAGCCUUGAAAAAUGCCGAAAAGGGCGAUGGUCUCGAAACCUCGGAUAGCAGCACGACUCUGGCCGAUGAAGGUGAGCGUCCUUUCGAGAUCAAGGGCCUCAACAUCUCGAUAGGACGCGACGAACUUGUUGCUGUCAUUGGAAGUGUUGGCUCUGGUAAGACUUCUAUCUUGGCUGCACUUGGUGGAGAAAUGCGCAGAACUGCAGGUGAAGUUACGUUCGGUGCUUCUCGAUCAUACUGCCCGCAAUAUGCCUGGAUUCAAAACGCUACAGUCAAGGAAAACAUCACCUUCGGAAAGCCAUUCGACCAAGACUGGUACGACGCAGUUGUGGACGCAUGUGCUCUGCGACCUGAUCUUGACAUGCUUCCCAACGGCGAUCUUACCGAAAUCGGAGAGCGCGGUAUUACUGUAUCUGGUGGUCAAAAGCAGCGUUUGAAUAUUGCGAGAGCCAUCUACUUCAAUGCCGACAUUGUACUCAUGGACGAUCCGCUUUCAGCUGUAGAUGCUCAUGUCGGACGCCAUAUCAUGGACAAUGCCAUCUGCGGACUCCUCAGGAACAAGGCUCGUGUUCUUGCGACCCAUCAACUCCAUGUUCUGCAUCGCUGCGACCGCAUCAUUUGGGUACAAAAUGGCAUGGCCUACAAGAUCGACACAUUCGACAAUCUUAUGGCAACCGAUGCGGACUUCCAGAAGCUCUUGGCUACUACUGCUUCGGAGGAGAAGAAGGAAGAGGCAGAAGAAGAGGUCGAAGGCGGUGAAGUUGAAGAGGAGAAGAAAGAUGUCCAGAAAAAGACUGGUGGUAAGAAGCCAGCUGCAGCGCUCAUGCAAGCCGAAGAACGUGCCGUCAAGAGUGUUUCCUUUGGCAUCUACAAGGCUUACAUCAAGGCAUCCGGUUCUCUCGCUGUUGCGCCUCUAAUUCUCCUGACCUUGAUUCUGUCUCAAGGUGCCAACAUCGCAACCAGUUUGUGGCUGUCAUGGUGGACUUCGAACAAGUUCGGUUACACCAGAGGAACAUACAUCGGUGUCUACGCCGGACUUGGUGUAUCGCAGGCUGUCCUCAUGUUUGUCUUCUCCAGUAUCUUGACCAUCUGUGGUACUCGAGCCAGUGCAACUCUGCUUCACAACGCAGUUACUCGAGUCUUACGCGCGCCAAUGUCUUUCUUCGACACAACUCCGCUUGGUCGUAUCACGAACCGCUUCUCCAAGGAUGUCGACACCAUGGACAACGCCUUGACUGAUGCUUUCCGUAUGUUCUUCAUGACAAUGGCACAAAUCAUCGCCGUCUUCAUUCUGAUCAUCGCCUAUUACUACUAUUUCGCUGCCGCUCUGGGUCCAUUGUUCAUCAUGUUCCUAUUCGCUGCAAGCUACUACCGAUCGUCUGCACGUGAGAUCAAGCGCCACGAAGCCGUUCUUCGUAGCAGCGUUUUCUCUCGCUUCAGCGAAGCAGUUUCCGGUGUUGCCACCAUUCGUGCUUACGGACUUCAGGACCAGUUCUCGAGAUCCGUCAGCGAUGCAAUCGACAACAUGAACGCUGCUUACUACCUCACCUUCUCGAACCAACGUUGGUUAUCUGUCCGUCUUGAUGCUAUCGGUACCCUUCUUGUCUUCGUCACUGGUAUUCUGGUAGUCACUGCUAGUUUCUCCGUCAACCCUAGUAGUGGUGGUCUGGUCCUGUCCUACAUUCUCUCAGUGGUACAGAUGAUUCAAUUCACUGUUCGUCAACUCGCUGAAGUCGAGAACAACAUGAACUCUACUGAGCGUAUUUACUAUUACGGCAAUAACCUCGAGGAGGAGGCACCUCUUCACACCAUUGAUGUGCGGCCCACAUGGCCCGAGAAGGGUGAGAUUGUGUUCAACAAUGUUCAGAUGCGCUAUCGCGAAGGACUUCCUCUUGUUCUCAAGGGUCUCAAUAUGCACGUCGAUGCAGGCGAGCGUAUUGGUGUUGUUGGUCGUACUGGUGCAGGAAAGUCAACCAUCAUGUCCACCCUGUUCCGUCUCGUGGAGCUGAGUGGUGGAAGCAUCACGGUUGAUGGUCUCAACAUUGCCGAGAUCGGUUUGAGAGACUUGAGAUCUCGUCUCUCCAUCAUUCCCCAAGACCCUACCUUGUUCAAGGGUACCAUUCGCAGCAAUCUCGAUCCUUUCAACGAGCACACCGACAUGGAGCUAUGGGGAGCACUUCGUCAAGCCGAUCUUGUUGGCGAGCAGCAAGACAUUGCUGACUCGUCUUCACGCAUCCACCUCGAUGCUCCCGUCGAGGAGGAAGGCCUCAACUUCUCCCUCGGUCAGCGCCAACUUAUGGCUCUGGCUCGUGCUCUUGUACGUGGCAGCCGCAUCAUUGUUUGCGACGAAGCAACGUCGUCAGUCGACUUUGAUACCGACCAAAAGAUUCAACGUACCAUUGUCAAGGGUUUCAAGGGCAAGACUCUGCUCUGUAUCGCCCAUCGUCUGAAGACCAUCAUCGGUUACGACCGCAUCUGUGUCAUGGACAAGGGACAGAUUGCCGAGCUAGACCGUCCCAUCACUCUCUACGACCAGGGUGGUAUUUUCCGCAGUAUGUGUGAUCGCAGUGGCAUUCGUAGGGAGGACUUCUUCAUGAGCCCCGAAGCCAAUUUUACAGAAGAGUGA